Messenger RNA from Taeniopygia guttata (zebra finch), 2062 nucleotides. RefSeq names its product ARF like GTPase 13A (gene ARL13A). Gene Ontology annotation, cellular component: ciliary membrane; non-motile cilium. The record is from RefSeq and is a predicted model, not a curated record. Gene Ontology annotation, molecular function: GTPase activity; GTP binding. Lineage: Eukaryota; Metazoa; Chordata; Aves; Passeriformes; Estrildidae. Gene Ontology annotation, biological process: non-motile cilium assembly; receptor localization to non-motile cilium.
GCUGCCGGGCCGCUGUGCCACCUCUCCCCGCUCUCCCCGCCCGCAGCGCUGGCCGCGGAGGUGCUGCCCGAGGCGCAGCCCGGCCGGAGCCGCCUGCGGCUGGAGCGGCUGGAGGUGACGCUGCUGGAGCUGCCCGGGGCUCCGCGCUGCCGGGGGGCCUGGAGCGGCCGGUACCGGGAGGCGCACGGGCUGCUCUUCGUGCUGGACUCGGCCGAGCCGGCGCGGCUGGAGGAGGCCCGCAAGGUGCUGAGCCGCGUCCUCAGCCACCCCGAGGCGUCCGGGAAGCCGCUCCUGCUGCUGGCCAACAAGCAGGACGCGGCGGGCGCGCUGCUGCCCUGCGAGCUGCCCGAGCGGCUGCGCCUGGAGCGCCUGGUGAACGAGAGCCGCUCGCCGUGCCGCAUCGAGCCCUGUGUCGCCGGGAGGGUCCCCCCCGUUAGCCCGGCCCGCGCCACCCUGCAGGGGCUGCGCUGGCUGCUCCGCGCCGCCGCCGCCGCCGCGCCGCCGGAGCCCGGCCCGGGCCCGCCGCACCCCGGGGCCGCCCGCAGGGACCGGCCGCGCCCCGCGGAGGAUGCUCGGGAGGGCGCGGGGAAGAGCGGGGAGCCCCGGCCGGUGCGGCCGGUGUGCCGCCUCCUGCCCCCGGAGGAGAGCACGAAGGGCCCCAGGAGGAGGAAGAGGAAGGUGAAGGUGAAGGUGAAGAAGAAGGGCUCGGGGCAGCCAAGCCCAGCUGCAGAGUCGGAGGGACCGGGAGCAGGGGCUGCCGGGGGGCUGCUGCUCCCCAACAGGGUCGGGCAGGAGGAGCCCAUGCCCACCCCCCGCCCAGCACAGGGUAUGAAAAAGAAAAAAAAGAAGAAAAUCAAGAAUAAAAUCAAGUCACGAGAACCUUCUCUGGAGCAGCAGCGUGAGGAGAUCUCAAGCACCUUUGAUCUGUACCGCCGGGCCAUGCUGGCGCUGAAGAUGAGGCAGCAGCAGAGGAAGCAGCCGUCGGCCAUCGCCCCCUGAGCAGGGAGGCACAGCCAGGGGCGCGGUCCCUGCGGUGGCAGUGGCACCCACGCUCCUGCCCAGCUGCCGGGGUGCUUGGCCAGGCUGGCAGAGCUGGGAAAUGGCUCCUGGGCCACAAACAGCAUCUUUGUCCCCCGCGGGGCUUGAAAACCAGGGAUCCACAGGGCGAGCCAAAGGUGCCUGUGUGAGAUGCCCCUCUGGCAGCCGGGCUGUAAAUCCAUGUGAAAAGGGAGCAGCCGGCCCUGUUAGUGCCCCGUGGGAGACUUCCCCUAAACCCGGACUGCUCUGGGGAGGAGAGGGAGAUCCGAGCACACAUCCCGGAGGAGAGCUUGUCCCUGCAUGGACCUGUGCCCUGGCAGAGCUUUUUCCCGGAGGAGAGCUUGUCCCUGAACGGACCUGUGCCCUGGCAGAGCUUUUCGCAGCUCAGGGCUGCACUGGAACAGUGUCGGUGGUCCCUGCUGGUGGAGGGAGGGCAGCCCCAGGCGGUCCCUGGGGAGGAGAGCUCUGCACAAGCCUCAGCCACAUCUGGCAGGGCCGUCAGGACCCGGGCCACACGCUGGAGGAAGGUGACGCCCGGUUUGUGCAUCCUGCAGCCUGGCAGCGAAAAUCGAAGUUCCAAGCAGCUGGUGGCGGAGGCUGCAUCCCCAGGAGCGUUCCUCCUGACCGUGCCAUCCUUCCAGGAGGGUCCCUGGCGCUCCAGCCUGGUGCUCUGCUGGCCCAGGUGGUCCCUGAGGUGUGCUCAGCUCCGCCCUGAGAGGGCCAGCAGCAGCAGAGCCGUGCCAGCCCGGCCACCUGGGCACACCGUGUGUGCCAGAGCCGUGCCAGCCAGAGCCGUGCCAGCCAGAGCCGUGCCAGCCCGGCCGCAAACCACGGCAGCCCUUCCUCGGCAGGGCUGGAAAGGGAAAAGGAGAGGAACUGGCUGCUCUGCCUUGCCAGCCUGCCAUAAAGUUCUGUCUGCCUCUGCUGGGUUCAGCUGUUGGUGACUGCAGGGAUUGUUUGUAAAUAAACUGUAAAUAGCAGCAGCAGAAGUUAACAGUGCCCUGUAAAUACAGCACUUGCAAUA